CCGUCAUUCCCCAUUGCAGGCUCCACUUAGCAAAAACCGGGGCAGCACUCAGCAGAGCCAUUGACCCGGCAGCAGCAUAGCGCCACGCUCGGCGCCGCACUGCUUGAGCUGCCAUUACUUGCUGUCCCAAAAGAAGAAUCCAACUCGCCAGCAGAAGUCAAACUCUCCUGCUGGUACUCCGUUCGCCGGUCUCAGUUUCCAACGUUCGGCUCGCUUUUGAGUGCUCUGUGUACGAAUUAUUCGUCCCAAUAUGAAGACUCUCAAGACUGCGAUGCAGCCUAUUACAGGUGCCAAUAAGCCCCGUGAGCGGGCCUCGAGCUCCGACAAUGCCAAGCCUACCAUUGUGCUCAACCUGCCGGGUGUCCGCCUCACCGUGCUGACCAGCGCCUAUGACUCACUGCUACAUCUCGACGUCACCCUCAGCUCAGCUUCAUCGCUGCUGCUCGCCACAUACGUCGUCUGUGUGCUUGCCUGGAACGUCCUCUCGGUCGUCCUUACUUUGCUGGCUCACACCGCGGCAUUCGCGCUCAUCAGCUUCUACACGUUUAUCGGCCUCGCAAUGCUGUCCAUGGAUACUGCUACCGCGUCAAACACAGCUUCCAUUCGGAACUACAACGACCGCAUCUCGGAGCUGGAAAAGAAGACAUCCGCAACCGGUUCGACUUCGAAGCUCCCGUUGCUCUCGGUUAUCCCAUCCAAGUCCACCCAGGCAGACGGAGCGUCUGCUUCCAAGAGAAAAGAACUUCAGGCCCCGGCUGCUCGACGUCGUGUGCUGGCGCACCUCAACAGGAAUCGUCUUUUGGUCAAUGUGGUGCCGGGCGACAUGCGCCGCCGUGUGGACAUGAAUCUGGGUGAGGCGAAUAUUCGCAUCGGCAAGGCAUUCCUACAGGCGGUGCCUGGCAAGCGCAAACCUCGCGAUAUUUACGUCGUGCGCGUAGACUGCGGCACCCAGUCGGCUACCCAGGAAAAGCACAUGAACCCCGUGAUUAUGUGGGAUGUGACUGCUACCUUUGACGAAUUCAAGCAACUCGAGCGUGAUUUGAAGAAGGAGCUCAAGGCCAAGAAGCAGUCACGUGACGUCAAGGUGCCGCACCUUUCGAGCGGCGCAGUGCUUUUCGUCCAGCCCGAGUUAACGGACCACGUGCUGAACGCGCGCCGAGUACGUCUUCAGACGUUCAUCGACGCAGUGCGUUCCGAUCCGGUGCUUUCCUCCAUGGGGUGCUUGCGCAAAUUUUGUCAAGCGUACUAAAUUGUUCACCCCGUCGAGCACUCUGACCGAAGGAGGUUCGUAACGGGAGAGAAGGAUGUGCCACAUCGCAUGGAGAAUGAAUUCAGCGAUGGUGGACACGAAAACGAUAAGAAGCUGGAUGGCCUCGAGUAUAUGUAAGUGAGUCAAGACGAACGCGGUUGGUCGUUGUUUGGGUCACCGUAGUGGGAGGUGGGAAAGUAUCCCGACGACUAAAGGCGGCGUUAUCUUUUUUUCAAAUUAUAAACACCAUUAGGUGCUGCAGCUCCGAAGGAGGCGCGCUAGCACAGACAGGAGGUGAGCAACACAGCAUCCACUGAGCCGACCGGAGGCCAACAGCGCAAAGAUCGACUUCAUGACGAUAAAUUCGCGAGAAAAAAAUGUAAAUAGUAUAAAGCUGCUGGUGUUGUAACGCGGUGUACAUGACGCACUUUCAGUCGGAGGGAAGCUCCUCCUUGAAGCUGAAGCGCUCGGUAGGUUACAUGUAAAACGCUGCCGCCAAGAUGUGCUUGUAUUGACGACUGCAAGGCACGUGCACAUCCGAUGGCGUGAGCGAGUCGCACGCCAAGAGCUGUUGUUCAUCUCGAUGCAAGCGAUGAGGUCGAAAAUCCGACCGAUAUCGUGAACAAUGCCCCUCACGCCUGUCUUUGCCCCGUAUCGAGACCUCU
Phytophthora nicotianae INRA-310 is the source of this 1914-nucleotide messenger RNA. RefSeq lists its product as hypothetical. The transcript has a single exon. Bases 251 to 1249 code for a protein of 332 amino acids. The record is from RefSeq and is a predicted model, not a curated record. Gene Ontology annotation, molecular function: phosphatidylinositol binding. NCBI's taxonomy places the organism in Eukaryota, Oomycota, Peronosporomycetes, Peronosporales, Peronosporaceae.